Cooperia oncophora is the source of this 732-nucleotide messenger RNA. The record is from the annotation of a GenBank genome assembly. NCBI's taxonomy places the organism in Eukaryota, Metazoa, Nematoda, Chromadorea, Rhabditida, Trichostrongylidae.
AUGACAAAGGCGUGGAUGAUCCCAAAGGUUUCACACGAUCUGUCAUUUGCCCUUUGUGACUACUUGAGGGAGAAGAUGUACCUCGACGCACUCAUCAAGCUGUUCAUUGGCCCAACCACUUGUGAACCAGUUCGAUUAGCCUGCGGUCGAGUACUAGAGGAGUGCAUGUCGUUGAACAAUAGGGAAUAUAUUGUGAAUAAGGGCUGGCUGAAAAAGAUCAUUUCGAUGGCGAUGAAGCUCAAUAAGAACGCCGAACAGCAGCGGAUGAGCCUCAGCAUUAUGGAGAGCAUGUUCAAGCACAGUUCGAGCACGUCGAUGAAACUAAUCGAGUAUGGCGUCUUGGAUCACAUCAUCAUUACCAGUAAGCGUGCCAUGGACACGCCCACAACGCUACGCCAUGCCGCUCUCGGUUUAGCCAAUCUCACGCUGUAUACCUGCUCAGAAGGUAAAAAGAAGCUCAUUCAGAAAAAGUUACCGGAAUGGUUAUUUCUGUUGGUGAACCAAGACGACGAUCUCACACGAUAUUACGCGAGUUUAGCUAUCUGCAUGUUGGCCAGUAUAAAGGAAUUCGAGUCAGCUGUGAUGAAAUCUGAUACACUGAAGUUGGUGGAACCUUUUCUGCUCGCUCACGAUGCCACUACCUUUGCCGGCGAUCAUUACAAGCAUUCACAGGGACAUCCGAAAGAGUGGUUGAGCAGGUCAGUUCAAGUUCUCCAGAGAUGCUUUUGCUAA